Messenger RNA from Dermatophagoides farinae (American house dust mite), 1011 nucleotides. RefSeq names its product ribosomal RNA small subunit methyltransferase NEP1. Gene Ontology annotation, molecular function: rRNA binding; rRNA (pseudouridine) methyltransferase activity. Gene Ontology annotation, biological process: rRNA base methylation. The record is from RefSeq and is a predicted model, not a curated record. NCBI's taxonomy places the organism in Eukaryota, Metazoa, Arthropoda, Arachnida, Sarcoptiformes, Pyroglyphidae. Gene Ontology annotation, cellular component: small-subunit processome; nucleus.
ACGCGUUUGCUACCAACACACACGUGUUUUUUUAUUAUUUUGAAAAUUGAAUAUUCUGCUUUUCAUUUUUCACAUUAUUCUUGUAUUCAAAAUAAUUUUGUGUGUAAAGAAUGGACAAAAAGAAGAUUAAAAAAUUCAAUAAAUCAAAAAAUUUCAAACGAAAAUUUAAUGAUGAUCACAACAAUGAUGAUGCUCAACACGAUUCUGGUGGACAAGAUAUUGAAACAGGCGAAAAUGAACAACCAACAACAACGAUUCAAAAUUAUGAUCAUGAUAAUCCUGAUUCAAUGAAAAAUGUGACCGAAUCAAAAGAUAAAAUAUUCAAUCCUAAACGUUUCAAGAAUGUUACCAAUCAAUCAAAACGUUUGAUUAUAAUUUUGGAACGUGCCAAUUUAGAAGUGGUUAAAAAUAAACAAAAAUUUGAACUUUUGAACACUGAUGAUCAUCAAAAUUUAAUUAAAAAGUUCAAAAAAGAUCCAAUGUUUUGCCGUCCUGAUAUUUUACAUCAAUGUUUAUUAAUGUUAUUCGAUAGUCCUUUGAAUCGUGCUGGUCUACUUCAAGUAUACGUUCACACUGAACAAAAUGUAUUGAUUGAAAUUAAUCCACAAACAAGAGUUCCUCGAACAUUUAAACGUUUUGCAUUCUUAAUGGUACAAUUGCUACAUAAACUUAGUGUUAGAGCAACAAAUUCAUCUGAUAAAUUAAUGAGAGUGAUAAAGAAUCCAAUCACUUCUCAUUUACCCGUUGGAUGUCGUAGAAUUGGCACUUCAUUCAAAUGUUCGAAUUUGGUCAAACCAAAAGAUUUAGUACCCAAAGAUGAUCAACCAUUGGUCAUUGUAAUUGGUGCAAUGGCUCAUGGUAAUGUUCAGGUGGAUUAUACUGAAUACGAUGUAUCCAUUUCACAAUAUCCAUUAUCAGCUGCACUUGCAUGUACAAAAAUUUGUUCAGCAUUCGAAGAAGUUUGGGAAAUUUUCUAAUUUUUAAUUUUUUUUUUGAAAUUAUAAUAUGUAA